This is a messenger RNA of Xyrauchen texanus (razorback sucker), 5131 nucleotides long. It is a transcript of the gene bmp3, whose product is annotated as bone morphogenetic protein 3. Gene Ontology annotation, molecular function: cytokine activity; growth factor activity. The transcript is spliced from 3 exons. Gene Ontology annotation, cellular component: extracellular region. NCBI's taxonomy places the organism in Eukaryota, Metazoa, Chordata, Actinopteri, Cypriniformes, Catostomidae. The coding region runs from base 388 to 1740 and encodes 450 amino acids. The record is from RefSeq and is a predicted model, not a curated record. Gene Ontology annotation, biological process: BMP signaling pathway; SMAD protein signal transduction.
GCGUGAAGAGUAUCCUACUGCUCCCAUAAGCCCUAUAUAUUACUAGCGCAGCAAGCUUUACCUUCAAUGAAAGCAGGGAAGAGGAGCGAUUGGCUGCGAACAGCAUCGCCGAGACACAAAACAUAGAAUCAAGCCUGACCCUCAUAGCCGCGGAACAUUUAUUUCCCACAAGGAGUGAUAUUUGCUGCAUGAACGUCGAUCUUUGGAAACGUGCAUUUUGGGACCACCAAACUGGCACCUUGUUUGAGUUCUUUCUGCUUGUUUUUUGGAGGGUAACUGCGUCCAUGUGAUGCUAUCCCUCUCGAGAGACAAGAGUUUGGAAACGCUUUUAGCACUAAUAAUAUACUACUACACAUAGAUCACCUUUACCAGUCCUGAACCUCCAGCAUGGAUCGCUGUCAAAGACUAGUUAUCCUCCUAUUGGGAUGGGGUUAUCUGUGCUGUGGAUACAGUGCUGUGCUCAAAUCACCCUUCAUGGUAUUCUCAAAAGAUGUGGAAUUUGGACAAAAAGUGGUCGCGCAAGAUAAGCAGCAUGUGAAGAAAACCGAGCAGGACACACUGUCAGAGCACAUGCAGAUGCUCUACACCAAAUACAACAACGCGGGAUUCCCUCUCAAAGAUGGAAACACUGUGCGCAGCUUUAAAGGACAUUUGGGCAAGGUCAACAAUAAGCAGCUACAAAUUUUCAACCUCACUUCCCUCACCAAGUCAGAAGAUGUUCUCUCAGCGACCCUACACUAUUACAUUGGUGACCUGCAGAACAGCAGCAACAGAUGCAUGAGAUUUAAGAGCUGUGCUCACCAUAACCUCAGAAGACAAGGGCACAUACACCUGAAUAUCUGGAGCUUCAGCUUUGUGGAGAACAUCACCAGAACAAUUGGCCAUUUCUCCAUUAACGUUUCCACAAUGUACCAGGACUUCAUAUCGUGGCAGUGGAAAGACAUUACUCGUGUGGUCAAUCAAGCCAAGCAUUACGACCAGCUUCUAAUAGGCAUUGACACUGAAGGACGCCAACCUUGGAAGAAGCUCUUGUCAGAUAGGUCUCCUUAUAUUCUGGUCUACGCCAAUGACUUGGCUAUCUCAGAACCUGAGAGUGUUGUAUCCACUCUGCAGAGAAACAAGAGUAUACUGGUGCCAAAUCUUCAUUUGCUUGAAAAGCAUAAUCGCAGUACCUCCACGCAACAUCGGACCAGGCGGUCAGCCAACAUCCUACUACCACUACAGAACAAUGAGCUUCCAGGCCCUGAGUACCCUUAUGAGAUUGAGACUUGGGAUGAAACCAGCCCUUAUGAUCCAAUGGAGAGCAAGCCAGUCAAGCGCCCUCGUAAGAAGACUCGCAAAAACCCACGGCAUAAAAAUCCACUGCUACAAUUUGAUGAGCAGACCAUAAAGAAAUCACGUAAGAAGCAAUGGAACGAGCCCAGGAACUGUGCUCGCAGAUAUUUAAAGGUUGAUUUUGCAGAUAUUGGCUGGAGUGAGUGGAUUAUCUCCCCCAAGGCGUUUGAUGCAUACUACUGCUCAGGGUCUUGUCAGUUCCCCAUUCCAAAGUCUUUGAAACCUUCAAACCACGCCACCAUUCAGAGCAUUGUGCGGGCGGUCGGUGUCAUCCCUGGCAUCCCAGAGCCCUGCUGUGUACCGGAGAAGAUGUCUUCCCUCAGUAUCCUCUUCUUUGAUGAAGACAAGAACGUGGUCCUCAAGGUUUACCCCAAUAUGACAGUGGACUCCUGUGCCUGCCGGUAAAAAGUUUCGGUCUUUUCCACCAGCUUCCCACCCCUUAACCCAAUUUUUGCACUGGAAGAAAGACUACAUCCCAGUAGCUGACUGAAUAUAUAAAUUUUAUAACUCUUGAAGAACUAUUUUUAGUUUUUAGGAUUGUUAAGUCCUAAAUGCUUUUCCAGAAGAAACUCAUUACUCUUAGCAGGAGGCUUCAUUUUAACAGGCUGUCUCAAACAAGCAGCUUCUUCAUCAGGAUGUUCUCUCAAAUGAUAACCUCAAGCUUAAUCAGCAAUUAAGCAUCAAGGGGACGAACAUUAGCUGUCAUUCAUUAUGAAUCUGAUUCUGUACAGUUUGAAUUAUCUGACAUUAUAAUAGCUAUAUUUUUGCUACAUUGGCAUUGAUUGACUCUCAAUGUCCAUAUUCAAUGGCUGCUAUAAAGAGGUAUACUUUACUCCAAAGCCCAGGUGUUGUGAAAAGUGUUUUUUUGGAAAGAAAGAAGAGGAUAUAGUUUAGUUACUUUUGUCAAAAUAUCAAAUGAUAAUAUAACUACAAUACAUAUUCAGUUUUCCACAUUAUGCUAAAGGUGGUGUUUGAUAUCUGAGUGACCAUGUUUUGAAUGUCUUCAACUUUUAUAAAACAAGAACAUUUUUAUUUUCUCAAUCAAAAAAUUUGCAGAUUGUAAGUCUGUAUAUCAUACUGUUACAUAACAUUUUAUGAAAAUACGGAUAUCUUGCAUUUGUAAAUAUAUUUUCAAUGUAGUAUGCAUAUGUUUCCAUCUGACCUGUUAAAAAAAGUUGCAAUGAAAAUAAUAAUAAAAGCUGAUCUAAACUGAUUAGCCAUAACAUUAAAACCACUGACAGGAGAAGUGAAUAACAUUGAUUAUCUUGUUACAAUGGCACCUGUCAAGGGGUGGGAACAGUCAGUUAUUGAAUUUCAUGUGUUGGAAGCAGGAAACUGGACAAGCGUAAGAAUAUGAGUGACUUUGACAAGGGCCAAAUUGUGAUGGAUAGACGAAUGGGUCAGAGAAUCUCCAAAACGGCAGGUCUUGUGGGGUGUUCCCAGAAUGCAGUGGUUAGUACCUACCAAAAGUGGUCCAAGGAAGGACAAACGGUUAACUGGUGACAGGGUCAUGGGCCCAAGGCUCAAUUAUGCAUAUGGGGAGCGAAGGCUAGCCUGUCUGGUCCAAACCCAUAAAUGAGUUACUGUAGAACAAAUUGCUGAAAAACGUAAUGCCACGAUAUAAAGGUGUUAGAACAAACAGUGCAUCACAGCUUGCUGCGUAUGGGACUGGGUAGCCACAGACUGGUCUGAGUGCCCAUGCUGACCCCUGCCCACCACUGAAAGUGCCUACAAUGGGCACGUGAGCGUCAGAACUGGACCAUGGAGCAAUGGAAGGAGGUGGCCUGGCCAGAUUAAUCACAUUUUCUUUUAUGUCAUGUGGAUGGCCAAGUGCGUGUGUCAUUUACCUGGGGAAGAGAUGGCAGCAGGAUGCACCACGGGAAGAAGGCAGGCUGGCGGAGUCAGUAUGAUGCUCUGGGCAAUGUUCUGGUGGGAAACCUUGGGUCCUGGCCUUCAUGUGGAUGUUACUUUGACACAUACCACCUACCUAAAGAUUGUUGCAGACCACAUACACCCCUUCAUGGCAAUGGUAUUCCCUGAUAGUGGCCUCUUUCAGCAGGAUAAUGUGCCCUGCCACACUGCAAAAAUUGUUCAGGAAUGGUUUGAGGAACAUAGCAAAAGUUCAAGGUGUUGACCUCCAAAUUCCCCAGAUCAAAUUCCCCAGAUCUCAAUCUGAUUGAGCAUAUAUGGGAUGUGCUGGACCAACAAGUCCGAUCCAUGGAAGCCCCACCUCACAACGUACAGGACUUAAAGGAUCUGCGGCUGAUGUCUUGGUGCCAGAUUCCACAGUACAACUUCAGAGGUCUUGUGGAGUCCAUGCCUCGAUGGGUCAGAGCUGUUAUGGUGGCACAAGUGGGAUCUACACAAUAUUAGGCAGAUGGUUGUAAUGUUGUGGCUGAUCGGUGUAUAUGUUGGCAUUCUGCCGCAAAUGUGUUUCAUGUGUUUCAUUCAUCCACAACAUGUUACAUACUGCAACUAUAGCUGUUAAAAACCCACUAUUUUAACCAGGUUUCAGGUUUUUUAGUAAUUAUCAAGAAAAUUCUUAUAGACUUUAGUUAUUCCUUGAAAAUAAAUGCAGGGAUAGGAUAUGAAUUUGCAUUAUUGUUUGAGAUAUUAAAAAAAAAAAAUGUUUUUACUAUCUGUGUCAUUCUCAUUUGAAAAUAUGCAAACUAAAAAUGCAAAAAUCUUAAACUUAUGAGCAACAUUUCAAAUAAUAACAUGUUAAGAAGUUUUUAUGUAAAUUGUAUUUAGCCAUACUCUCUUUAAACAGUGCCUUUAUAAAGUGCCUUACCACAUUAAAAAAAAAGUUGUUUGAUAAUAAAGGUAUUCCAUAAACAAGCAGGUAUAUUCAUUAAAGAUAAAUUAACAUUAUAAUAUUUACAUUUCACAAAGUUGAGUGAUACAUAUGAUGUCAUAAGGGAAUGAAUUAGCAGUGCCGUAUUGUAUUUUUUAGUGAUUUUUUUUUUUUUUUUUUUUUUACUGAAUGUGAUAUUUUGAGAACAAUGUUUUGUGCAAACAUUUUGUACUGUUUUUACUUCUACUUUGAAAUUAGCAUAGAGCUAAGGCAAUGACAUAUUAAGCUGCAUGUUCAUAAAUGGGGUGUGUUCCAGUUGGAUUUUCCUUGUUAUUCUUAAUGUAUGUUAAACCUAUGAACAAUAGAAAAAAUGUAUACGUAUAUGUAAAAGUGGCUAUUAUCUUAAUAUAUAACACAUCAAUUCCAAAAAAGACACACAGUAUGUAAAGCACACCUUUAGCAUUUGUGUAAUAUAUAUAUUUUUGGAAGGCUUCCAUUACACUGUGUGUUUUGUAAAUGUUAUGAUGUAGGUGAAAGGAUGUGCUUGUAUGAUAAGCUUUAUAAGAAAUUAUAUUUGUAUAUGGAAAUGACCUUUAAAAGCAUUUAUUUAUUUUCUUUAUGAUGCAUUCUGUAUCUUGUUAUAUUGUGGGGCAAGAGGUCCAUCAUUAAAUAUUGAUUCAGAGCUUUACUGCAGAAAGGUUAGACAUAUGUACAAAAGGAUGCAAUCACAUGACUUGAGUCAAAUUAGUUAGAAUACUUAUUUUUUAACCAGAUCUCCCUAGUUACAGGACUCCCUAUUGACAAACCAAAGAAAACUCAAUAAAGUUGGAUAAUUUGAAGAAUUAUAUAGCCAUGUGUUCAUUUGCCAUGUGCUAAUGUGGUAAAGGAUUGAACACACAGCCCUCUGGCCAUAAAGCAAAACAUUGCUGUACAUUGAGUGCAUUGUGUAAUCAAAAAUAAUGUUGAAACUGUGUUGCAUCAUGGAACAUGAUGUCGUUUUCU